Molecule: messenger RNA, 3456 nt
Organism: Lizanozyma spartinae
Lineage: Eukaryota; Fungi; Ascomycota; Pichiomycetes; Serinales; Debaryomycetaceae
Gene: YCS4
Product: condensin subunit
Exons: 1
Coding region: 1-3456 (1151 amino acids)
Biological process (GO): mitotic chromosome condensation; meiotic chromosome condensation; mitotic cell cycle
Cellular component (GO): nucleus; condensed chromosome, centromeric region
Molecular function (GO): histone binding
Source: RefSeq, a predicted model, not a curated record
AUGGACUUCCAUUUAUCCACGUACUUUGCGAGCUUUGACGCCGAAAAAGAGCCGGAAACCAGUUUGGGGGACGUGGAAGUCAAAGUGGAGGAGAUCACUGCAGUUCUUACUCCCAAUCCCGAAGGUGUAAGCUUCAACCAUGAACUCUUUGAAGAAGUUCUAGAUUUGGUUCAUGGUUUCAAAGCACUUGAGAUAAGACAUCAGAAGCAGCUCACAUACAUGAUAGGCUCUUCUUUCCAGGUGAUAUGUCGUUUAACCAGUGAGAGAUUGGACAGUGGUGAUGUCAGUGACUACAUAGAAUCCACUCGAGAUCUCUUGGAGAAGUAUGGAUAUUUGGUGUUUGUACUUUUAAGAAUCCUAUCAAAAGUAGAUCAUAGUAAAGGUCAAGGUAAAGGGACUAAGAAUACUGAAGCUGGACAGAAAUGGAAUGAUAAUUGUGAAAUGGUAUUAAGUCUCUUGGUGGGCGUUGAGAGGGUAUUAGAACUCAAGUUAUCCAUGGUGUUUCAAACCACUCCCGAAUUGGAUUUGUUUGUGGAGUUAUUUUCUCGUCCCAUAAACGGGUUGAUGGAGAGCCCAGAAAGAAUGAAAAAGGAAGAGAUCCGUCAUUGUAUGUUUCGAUCAUUAGCACUCGCUGUAAAGAGACAAGGCCAUGCUAACUAUGUUAAACAUGGGAUUAUUCAAAACCUUACAUAUUAUGCUCAUUUGCCACCGCUUAUGGCUGAAUUAUGUAAUAUGAUUGCAUGUGAUUAUGAUUAUAUGGUGCUUACUGAAGAAGUACUUCGUGAAGUGUCACAAGCUCAAUUCAAUGCCAAUGAUAAUAACGGUCCUCGUGCCAUAUCUGAUUUUUUGGUUCGAUUAUCUGAAGUUGGACCCCGUGUGAUUCUCAAGCAACUUUCAUGUAUCUCACAAUUGCUUGACAACUCCAAUUAUACUUUACGGUGUGCUGUUAUUGAAACUUGUGGGAAUGUGGCGGUGGAUUUAAUUAUUAGAGAACAACAAGAUGAAGCGGAGUGGGAUGAAAAGCAUGGCAAUGAACAUAUCCAUAAAUUAUUAGAUCUAUUGGAGGCUCGUACAUUAGAUCAAAAUCCAUUUGCCAGAAGUAAAGCAUUCCAGGCAAUUGGUAAGGUGCUUGAUAAAGAAAUCAAUCUUUCGACAAGAAGAAUCCAAUUGAUGCGCAUAACAGUCCGUUCUACAGAUGAUAGAAGUACUUUGGUCAGAAGAAAUGCCAUGAAACUAAUGAGCAAGUUAAUCAAAACACAUAGUUUCGGUCAGUUUGAAGGUAAGUUGAAUUUAGAUGAUUGGCUGGAGCGGUUAACGACCAUGGCAGAUAAGUUUAACGAACGUGAAACAGAAAGGUCUGCUGUGCUCAAGAAGAAACUAAAGCAAAAGGAAGAGGAAAAUCAGGAGGAGGACCCAGACCAAAUGGAAAUUGAUGAAAACGAAAACGAAAAAGAAAAAGACGAUGAUAAUGAGGAAGAUGAUGACGAAGACAGCACAGAUGCCAUACAGCGUGAAAUUGAUAACUCUGUUCUUGAGCAAGAGCAAGAGAGUCAAAUUGACGGGGAUUUGGCAGAGUAUUAUCGUGCUAAAUUUGAAGUUAAUUACUAUUACGAUGCAGUUGCUUUCAUAAAACUAACUCACGAGGGAACAGAAUCUGCUACCAGGCUUCUAUUUUCUAGGAACAGAAAUGAAGUUUUAGAUGCCAUGGAUUUCCUUGUUCUUGCUGAUUCUUAUGGUAUUCAGAAUGCUGAAGAGGGAGUUAGACGUAUGUUACAUUUGGUUUGGAUGAAAGGGUCCAAUGAUGAAGGGAAGUCAAUCCCAGCUCAUUUAAUUGAUUGUUACAGAAUAUUGUUCUUGACUGCCCCACCAGAAUUAUCAGCUAUUGAGAAGGCUACUUUUAUCACUAAGAAUUUAAUCAACUUAUGCUGCAAAGCAUCGAUUGCUGAUCUUGCGUCCUUGGAAAAAUUGAUAGGGUUGAUGUAUAAGGAUAACUUGAUCAACUUUCAUGUUGUAAGUGUCUUGUGGCAGAUUUAUAGAUUCAGAGAUGAGACUGAAUCACCACAUGGUUUGAAACAACGAUACGGUGCCAUAAUUCUUUUAGGUAUGUUGGGUCUUGAAGAUUAUACCGUGAUUGAAAAGGGUGUGGAGUCCAUUUUGUCCAUUGGUUUGGGAGAGAUUGGGAUUCAUAAUUUGAAUAUUUGCAAGUAUUCAUGUAUUGCAUUACAAAGAAUUGUAUGUGAUCCAGGGAAGAAUCCUAUUAGAUCAUCUACAAUGUUUGAGAUCCCCAAACAAAAGGAAAUCAUUCUGGAGUUGAAGAGAGUAUUAAUUCUAUAUCACGACAGUUCAGAAUGGUAUAGUGUUGCUGAGCAAGCUAUUGCAGCUAUAUUUGUUGUGGCUCCCAACCCUGAUAGCAUUUGCUCUGAGAUUUUGAAAGUUAAGACAAAUCAAGUAUUCAAAGAAUUAUUAUCUGAGCAACAAGAGAUAGGGCUAUCUCAACUUCUAUUCAUGGUAGGACAUACGUCCAUCAAGACUGUUGUGUACUUGGAGAAACUAGAAGGUUUGUUUAAAAAGAAGAAACAUGAUUCCGAAGCAAGCAAGCACACCAAGGAGACCAAAGAGAGUGAACUAGCAAUGAUUGGUGGAACCUCAGAGGAUGAUUUUGCCGAUGUCAUAAUACAUGUUAAAGAGAAGGAAUUACUUUUUGGGGAGAAUUCAUUACUUGGAAGAUAUGGACAAAUGGUGAUUGAGAUUUGUACCAAUGUUGAAACCUAUAAAUCUGUUAAAUUACAAAGAUCAGCUACACUUUGCUUGGUGAAAUUGAUGUGCAUUUCGUCUGUGUUUUGUGAUAAUAAUCUUGAACUGUUGCUAUCUAUUUUACACAAUUCUGAAGACCCCAUCAUACGAUGUAACUGUAUACUUGGAUUGGGAGACAUGGCAGUUUGUUUCAAUAAUUUAGUGGAUGAAAAUACCGAAUCAUUAUAUGGCCGACUUACCGAUGAUAACAUCAUGGUGCAAAGAACAUGUUUAAUGACUGUUACGUUCCUUAUUCUUGCUGGUCAAGUCAAGGUUAAGGGCCAAUUAUCAUCAAUGGCUAAAUGUCUUGAGAAUCCUGAUCAAGGUAUUAGCGAUAUGUGUCGAUUAUUCUUUACUGAACUUGCUUCUAAAGAUAAUGCAAUUUACAAUGGGUUCAUUGAUAUUUUCUCUGGUCUUUCUACAGAUGAAAGUCUAUCUAAAGAUGCCAUGAAACGUAUUGUUAAGUUUUUGAUUCUGUUUAUUACUAAAGAGAAGCAACAGAAACAAUUGGCUGAAAAAUUAUUGGUUAGACUUAACAAAUGCCAAUCGCAAACUCAAUGGGAUGACGUUGCUUUUGUGCUUAACAACAUUCCAUAUAAGAAUGAUCUUAUUAACCAAGCCAUUGAAGGAGGGUAUAAGAUGGUACUGGCUAGAUCGGAGUAG